AUGUGGUCGACAAACGGCCGGUUCCUGGUAGCGUUCGCGCUCAUUGCCUUCGCUGCCGUGGCCAUGGGCCUUGAGCUAAUCGACUUGAAGAGCCAACGUGGUCGGCCCAAGGCCCUCGCCGAAGCGCCUUUGCUCGACGGGAACCUGGCGCCCCGCCACCCCGAACCGGGCCCUUCGACGGGCCGCAUUGAAACCGUCGACCCGCAGGACCUGACGACGAGCCUGCAGGACGUGGUCGGCAGCCCGAGCUACACGCUGCCGCCAGUUGCAACAGGGUCGACGGUGCAUACCGGCGGCGUCGGAGGAUCGCAGUCUACCGCAGCCGCGCCGACGACGACGAGCGGCGUGCUGGGGCCGAACACGACGGGAAGUGUGCCGAGCGGUGGGAACGUAGUGCCCGACACGGCCAGCGCGAGCGGACGGAGCACCGGGACGCGGGCCGCGAGCGCGAGUGCAUCUGCUGCGGCUUCCGCUGGUGCAAGCACAAGUGCGACCACCGCCGUCAGCGUGACUGCGAGCACCAGCACCAGCUCGGAACAAAGUGCUAGCCAGGCCGAGCCAUCGCAAACACAGUCGCAAGGGGCCGCCGCAGCCGACAACGUCGCUGGCGUUGGUGGGGUGUUGGGUGUGGUAGCCUUGGGAAUUGGUUGGCUGCUGUAA
Molecule: messenger RNA, 660 nt
Organism: Diplodia corticola
Lineage: Eukaryota; Fungi; Ascomycota; Dothideomycetes; Botryosphaeriales; Botryosphaeriaceae
Exons: 2
Coding region: 1-660 (219 amino acids)
Source: RefSeq, a predicted model, not a curated record